Messenger RNA from Rhodotorula graminis WP1, 2343 nucleotides. RefSeq lists its product as uncharacterized. NCBI's taxonomy places the organism in Eukaryota, Fungi, Basidiomycota, Microbotryomycetes, Sporidiobolales, Sporidiobolaceae. The record is from RefSeq and is a predicted model, not a curated record. The transcript is spliced from 12 exons. Bases 84 to 2207 code for a protein of 707 amino acids. Gene Ontology annotation, molecular function: lipid binding.
UCACCCUUUGCGCUCCGCUUCCCUCCAGCACACCCCACUUCUGCACCCCUCCACCACCACCCAGCCCUUUUCACCUCCACACCAUGGCUCCUACCACGGGCGAGCACGUCCGCGAGAUCAGCGAGAACCCGUCGAAGAACGCGGUCACGUCGCCCACCGACCCUCGGGUCAAGGCGACCGACACUGACCGCAAGAUCAAGAUGCUCGGCGUCGUCAACGCGUUCCGCGAGGGCAAGCUCCCGGCCAACGACCAGUGCGUCUCUGCGCUCGACUACGCCAUCGACCACUCGCCGAUCGACGAGCGCAAGCUGUCCAAGGACGGCCAGACCCUCGUCGAGGACACUCGCGAUGUCAUCCGUGUCCUUCGCGAGAUUGUCGUCGAGAAGAACGACGACGAGCUCCUCCAGAACUUCUUCUACCACACCAAGAAGACCAACACGCCCAACGUCAACGACCUGAAGAACGUCUCGACCGGCACCGACAAGGGCGAGAUGCAGCAGGACGGCGACCAGGCGGUCGAGCACCUCCGCACCCUCGGCAAGCUCAUCUUCACCAACUCGGAGGCGCGCAAGCAGGUCAAGAACAAGCUUCUCGCCAAGAUCCCGGACGAGCACAAGGACCGCGCUCGCGAGCAGAAGGAGAAGGCCAAGGACUACCUCAAGGACAAGUUCCCCGAGGAGCGUCGCGACCGCUUCAUCUACCGCCUCAAGAAGGUCGUCGUCGAGAACCAGCGCCACAAGGACUACCAGGAGGCGAUCGACUUCUUCCUCGACCGCGCCGAGCACUACCAGGUCCAGGCCAAGGAGGCCGGCAAGCAGGGCGGCGGCAACGCGGCCUCGAUCCGCCACGACGACAACUUCAAGCAGGCGACGUACGAGCUGCGCACCCUCCUCGAGCGCUUCGCCAACGGCGCCUCGAUGCAGCCCAUCUGGGACUCGGUCGACCAGAUCUACACCGACUCGCAGAACGACGGCGAGCUCCGUGGCUGGUUCCGCGAGCUCAACCAGUACGUGCGCCAGUGCCUCCAGGAGCCCGGCUACAUCAUGAAGGACGAGGCCGACCGCCGUGGCCGCGAGCUGCUCGACUCGGGCAAGCGCUACUGGGACCCAAAGAACGGCAAGUACGCGUCGCACAAGGACCGCUUCUUCAACGAGGUGCAGAGCUUCUUCACGUCGUACGCCGACGACGGCCUCAACCAGCGCCUCGGCGAGUCGGUCAAGACGCUCGUCACCGACCUGUUCCUCAACUCGGAGGGCAACCCGACCUACAAGCCGCACCUGUGGCGCGACAUCCGCUCGGUCAUCCUCCCGGCCCUGUUCACCCAGAUCGGCUACGUCCCGGUGCCGCGCGCCGAGUACACGUCCAAGGACGUCGACCUCGUCAUCGAGAACCUGACGCUCGAGACGGCAAACAUCCUCCCCAACAUCUUCGAGAUCGAGGCCCGCAACUACUUCCGCUUGUCCCCGUACGAUAACCUUGGAGACGUCUCGAAGCACGCGUUUUGGGUUUCUUUCGAGCAAGUGCAACUCGACCUCAAGGACGUGGCCUUCUACAUCAAGAAGAAGACGGGCUUCCCCAAGCUCACCGACUCGGGCUACGCCGACGUCUUCCUCGGCGGCAAGGGCCUGUCGGGCAAGGUCCACAUCGAGUCGACCGGCCGCAAGCACCACGCGUUCAAGGUCGUCGAGGUCAAGAUCAAGAUCGACAAGCUCAAGUUUGCUGUGCGCGAGGCCAAGCACUCGACGCUUAUCAACAUGCUGCGCCCGCUCGCGACCGGCCUCAUCAAGUCGGCCGUCACCAAGGCGCUCGAGGCGGCCAUCCGCACCGGCCUCGAGCAGGUCGACGCCCAGCUGUCCGACAUUGCCGAGCGCCUCGAGGACGCCAAGAACCAGGAGGGCACCAACAAGAUUGACGCGCUCAAGCAGUCGUUCGCCGACAAGAAGGCCGAGGCGCAGCGCAAGAAGGACAAGGCCCAGGACGCGGCUCCCGACGGCCAGUUCUCGCUCACGCUCGACCCGAAGGACAAGCUCGUCAACUGGUCGGCGCCCGACUCGACGCUCGACAAGGUGCAGGAGAAGCAGAAGCAGGCCCGCACCGGCUCGGACGACUGGCGCUCGCCGGCGUUCACCAUCGUCGGCCACGGCGCGUCCAAGGCCGGUCACGGCCACACGUCGGGCUCGGCCGGCACGCCCGCUCACACCGUCUGAGCGCGCACGCUCUCGCCCUCUCGCGCCUCGGUUUCGAUGACUACCCCCUCCCCGUCAGUACUACCCAUGCGUGCCCUGUACCCCCUCAGCGUAGCUCUCUGUACAUAGCCUGAACUCGAGACAUAAUUCGCUCAUC